Messenger RNA from Silurus meridionalis, 2090 nucleotides. RefSeq names its product MISP family member 3 (gene misp3). Lineage: Eukaryota; Metazoa; Chordata; Actinopteri; Siluriformes; Siluridae. The record is from RefSeq and is a predicted model, not a curated record. The coding region runs from base 523 to 2025 and encodes 500 amino acids. The transcript is spliced from 3 exons.
UGUGUGUGUGUGUGUGUGUGUGUGUGUGUGUGUGUGUGUGUGUGUAGUGCAGUUAGAGGAAAUUAAUCACAUUGUAAAUGUGCACUAAGCAGCAGAAAUGAUUUGAGGAACCCGCUGGAAAAAAAGAAGAUGGAUUUUACACUUUAUUUAAUGAAGUAAAGUUUUUUUGUUUAAAAACAUAUUGAUGUCCAAUUAACCAAGAAAAUUUAGAUGUCUCCAGAACUCCAAGUUUCUAUCAGAAGCUCAGAAUCAGAGGAGAUGACCAGCAGGGGGCGCAUGAGGCUUCCGUUCCGGCUCAGAACCAGGAAGUGGAACAGGUGUGGAAAUGAGCUCCUCCCUUAGAAACUGUUGCCUAAGAAGCAGCCAAUGAGAAUCCUGGAAACCUGAGCUGCAGGUCUUUUAUGCUCAGUGAGUGUGUGAGGAUGAAGCAGCAGGGUGGAGGGAGCAGAGAGAGUGAAACCGAAUCGAGAUCAGAGAAGAAACAGACACGCUGAAGAUCUGAGGAGGAAACGGAGAGGAAACAUGGACCUGGAUCAGUACGAUGACAGUCAAAGUGACAGCGGAGUGUCUGCUGAUUUCUCCCCAAACAGCAUGUCAGAUAACGAGACGCCGAUCGAGAGGGAGAUACGUCUCUCCUUCAAACGAGAGCAGAGCCUCCGCCGAUCACGAGGACUGGAUGAGACCAAGGAGUUCAUCGAGAUCCCACUCAGAAAGUCCAUCCUUUCCCAUGAUCUCCCAGAGAAAUCAACAAAGGAUCAUGGCAAGGAACGGCAGUUCGCUGGGAAGAAGAUGCAGCGUGAGAUCCAUGCUGAAGCAGAACGAGAGAAGGUGCUGGUGAAGCUCGGCAGGCUGCCUGGAUUUUACGACAAAGGAACCGUGAGGCAACUACAGGAGAAAAAACUUCUCUUUGAAUCUCUCCUGGAAUCCAAAGAUCUCCAAGUCUCCAGUGAUAGAACUCAGGAACCCGUAAACAGAUUGGAGAUGCUCUUCCAGAACCAUUCUUCAUACCAGUCCAGUAAGACUUCUCCCAAAAGUCUCCAGAGCUCAAAUGAUCAUGAUCAUGAGACAUUUAGAUCUCCUCAGAAGGUGAAGAAUGAUGAAACACCCAGUGUCUCAUCCUGCAAGAUUGUUCAUGGUGGAAAUCAAGACUGUCCAUAUAAAGAACACUCAAGGCAUCUGCAGUGGGAUUCUUCUUCUCAACUCUUCUCAUCUCUGAAGGAGAAGAAACUCCUGUUUGAGUCCUUUCAGGAGAAUAGGGAUAUUCAGAUCUCUGGAGAUCAAGAUAGUGAGGUUUCUGGAUCUUUUCAGGAACUAAGGAAAAGUUUGACUACCUUGUUUCAGAGCCAAAAUUCCAACCAGGAGCCCAAAGAUCUCCAAAUCAAAAGAAACCAGGAUGACAAGACAUCAGGAUUUUCUAAGCAAUCACGAAGGGAUCUAAAUGUCCAGAACCCAAAGCCAUGUGGUCCAGGGCUAUCAGAAGCUGUGGGCCGGCAGGUGAUCAUCAUCGAGAACAAUCCUGCAGUGAUCUCUCACACAGAGAGGCAGGUGUACAGACCGGGAAGCACGAGCGACUCAGGAGGCAUCAGAUCUUCACCUGAGGAACUUCAUUGCAGCUUUCAAGUCCAAAACCAGACAGCUAAUGGAGGAGAGCUAAAGGAAAACCCGUUCUUCAAGCUGAGAUCAUCGAUGUCCCUCCUCCCGGACAUGCAGAAGGACAUCCAGGAGACGAAAGAGCGAGAGGAAGAACUACGCAAACAAAGGACAAGUCUCUAUGGCAACAGGUCAAAGGUCAUGGAGUCACCAAACAGAACAACUUUAACACACGCAAACACACCCGGACAACACCUGAACACUUUACCAGGAAGUUUGUCAUAUGGUAAGUUGGAUGUGACAUGGCCGCCUGCAGCAGUACAGGACGCACACAAAACACAACCAGAGGUGAAGGAACAGCGUCAUUCCAAUCAGUUAGUCCAGCACUGGCAGUCGAGUCUAAUCACCACACACAACACUGACCAUCACACCUGAGUAAACACACGCACACACACACACACACCCACACACAACACUGACCAUCACACCUGAGUACACAC